This is a messenger RNA of Cannabis sativa, 1413 nucleotides long. RefSeq lists its product as uncharacterized. NCBI's taxonomy places the organism in Eukaryota, Viridiplantae, Streptophyta, Magnoliopsida, Rosales, Cannabaceae. The record is from RefSeq and is a predicted model, not a curated record. The transcript has 3 exons. The coding region runs from base 100 to 1413 and encodes 437 amino acids.
UCAAAUAAUUAAUUUCAAUUAACACAUAAUUUUUUAACAAAUACUAUUUGUUUGUAGUAUUUGUACGAUAUUGAUGGCCAUCCUGAGCCUGAAAAAGUGAUGAGUACUCUUUAUCAUGAGAUGAAGAGAAGAUAUUCUGAGAGAAAGAAUAUCAGGCACACGUGGUUUCAGGAACAUUAUUCUGGGGAUCCAAAUGAUUUGGCAAGUGUUAUUGAAGCAGUACCUGAUCACUGCACUACCGAGAGUUGGAAGCAAAUCAUUGACUUAUUUUUGAGCCCAAAAUUCAGGGCGCGUUCAAAUCAAAACAAGAAAAAUAGAGGAGAAAUGCAGUAUUUGUCAACGCAAGGCUCGAGGUCGAUGGCAGCGUCUCGAAAUGAACAUGACGUCCCCGAAGACUACGUAAUUGAUACUUGGAAGAAAGGCCACCUCAAAAAAGGAACAGAAGACACUUGGAUCAGCGAGACAUGCAAAGAACUACAUGAGAAAAUGCUUGAAGAGGUUGCUAGCAUGACGGAUACAGAAGAUGAUUCCAGCGAUGGGUCUGCUAGCAAAUACAAGCAAUUGAAAGCUAUGAAUAAAGUUCUUGGGAGCCGGUCGGACUAUCUAAGAGGAUUGGGUUAUAAAUUGAAAGGCAACUCGACAUCAAGUUCUAGUACUCAAAGUCGAGCUCAAUCACAAGUACCGACUUCAUCCAUUACUCCUGAAGAUAUGGGAGUCUUCGCCGAGUUUAUGUUAAAAAUGCGUGAUAAGAUUGAUCAGUCUGGCACCUCCAGUGACCCGUCUCUGCAUGACCCGCGGUUUAAUAAUUUUUUAGAAAAAUUUUUACCAUCACAACCGCAAGGUAGCGCGUCCAGUUCAGCCCCCCCUCCAACGUCAAUGCCACAACAACAACAACAACAACAACCACGAUCGCCUCAGCAGCCCCAGUUUUUUCAACAACAACAACAACAUUCUCCCAACAUGUCUGGUGGCUCUUCACAAUCGCCUCAGUUGCAUUACAUGUUCGGGCUUCCCUCGCAGUCUCCUCCUAUAUUUUUUUCUAAGCCGCCUGGAGGAUCUCAGACACAACCUAUGGUUGGUAAUAUUGGAGGCUCAUCCCAACAACCAUACCCUGUGUACGGUCAAUUUGGGUCAUUGUUGCAGCAACAACCUGUGUAUGGUCAAAUGGGAGGAUCUCCACAACAGCCUAUGUAUGGAGGCUUUUUCAGUGCUCAGAGUCAGCAACAACAGCAACAACCAAUUUUGGUUCGCCCCCACCCUCGACAAUAUGUGGAGAUCUUGCCUACGCCGCAGACUGGACAACCUUAUUACCCUGCCCCGCCGGCUCAAUCCCGUGAGAAUAUUGAUGGUUCAAGACUUAGCUCAAAUGCAGAUGAAUUUUUAGAAUUUACUGAUUUGAACAAUGAUAGUUAG